AUGGAUGGGAAUUCGAUAGAGAAACUGGAUCCAGAAGUCGCCUAUCCAAACAACUCGACGUCCACCUCCCCGCAAAAGAUAACUCUACUGCCGCCAGAAGCACCGAGACAUCGACGAGGUGCCAUGCGAUCGAUACCACACACGACCGAUAAGCCUCAUGACCCUGGUCUACACCUAGCCAAGGAGGAACUUCUAUCCCUAGUGUCAGGACCAGUCGAGGCCACAGCAGCUGAACUCUACGAGGCGCAUCGAGACCCGUUUCGUGGCGGAUUCGCCGCUCCAGAUGGGCCGCACAUCAGAAUAUCCGACGCUAGACAAGACAUCCAUUUUCCUACCCAGGAGGAUAUGCACCGAAUCUCGGCAUCCACGCAGGUGACGGUUGAGAAGCUAUGCACAUCACUACGGAGACGACUGCGAUACCGAGACUUGGUUCCACUGGAAAAAAUAUACGCCACAUAUUUAGAGUUGCCCGAACCCCGGAUGCUGAACCUCACAGCAGGCUGGAGGAAGGAGCUAUUACGGGUGAUGGGAAUGCCCAAUAAACGCGAUUCGACCAGCAUGCUGCGCUACUUUUCGCUGGUGGCUGACGUGAAGAAUGCUGGCCUGACUCUCAACCAGCGGCAGUGGAACUAUGCUCUGGCGUUUGCCGCCAAGUAUACUGCUAGAGUCGAGACGCGACAACUAGAAUCUGCGAUGCGCCUGUGGUCAGAAAUGGAGCGAGAAGGGAACCAGCCCGCCAACGAAGUCACCUUUAACAUUCUCUUCGACGCCGCGACGAAAGCCGGCAGCUUUGCGCUGGCUGAUAUGUUGUACAAAGAGAUGGAAAGCCGUGGGAUUCCGUUUAACCACUUCCAUCACGUUACGCUGAUUUACUACUUCGGUCUGCAGAGGGACUCUGAUGGCGUUCGAGCUGCAUACAAGGAAAUGGUCGAGGCAGGCCAGCUGGUGGAUACAAUUGCACUGAACUGCGUCAUUUCAGGUCUCCUCCGCUCUGGAGAAGAGGGAGCGGCUGAAGACACGUAUCGACGGAUGAGGGCUGGAGGAAGCAGUGCGGCCCAGCCACCUGAAAAGACCUACAUGGUUUCCAAGGCCAUCACUAAAGCUCUCAUGAUGCUGUCGAAAGUGGCCAAGGAGCACCCUUCUCUCAAGAGCAACUUUCAGAGAAGUGUUUGCAUAUCGCCAGACCUGCGCACCUUCAAACUCUUCAUCGAACACUACGCUGUCCGUGUGGGUGACCUGGGCAAGGUGGUGUACUUUCUGGAUGAAAUGAAGGCACAGGGUGUCAUUUUGCACCCAACCCUGUUCCUGGGCAUCUUUCGGGGCUUCUUCCUUCACGGCGGCCAUCCCGGCUCGGAGUGGAGCGAGCAACGCCUGGACAGCGUUGUGAAUGCAUUCUACCAGGCCCAGGACGAGAUGGGGGAGCAUUUCCGCAUUGAUAAAUGGGUCGUCAUCUGGCUGUUGAAAGCUAUUAAACGGUGUUGCUCGCAGCAAAAGUUAGAAAAGGCUUUUGAUGAAGUUUCCGUGCGUUGGGAUGUACCAAUGGACCGACGGUUGGAAGUCCUUGCCAUCUGCGAUAAGAUUGUUGGCAGGACCGACGAUAUUGCGGCUUGGCGUAUCUUUGAGAGCACUGCCAAGCUAAAGCAAAUGAUGGGUAAUAGAAUUAUCUAUUAG
Molecule: messenger RNA, 1671 nt
Organism: Cordyceps militaris CM01
Lineage: Eukaryota; Fungi; Ascomycota; Sordariomycetes; Hypocreales; Cordycipitaceae
Product: pentatricopeptide repeat protein
Exons: 1
Coding region: 1-1671 (556 amino acids)
Molecular function (GO): protein binding
Source: RefSeq, a predicted model, not a curated record